GAGCGCACGAAGCCGGAAAUGUCUACAUGAUUUGAUUGCCAAACCAGAGUACAAGAUCCAUGAGGAUGCGAGUCAUAUUAAUGUUAUGCGCGCAUGCAUGCACUGUCAUCGCGGGAUCAAGAUACUUGAAGUUACUUCCUCCUAAUUUUAGCCCCCAAAACUCAACAUGGGCUUGGCUAACAUAUGAGACACCUGAAUUUCGCUCCUUACCGUGGCACUUCAACAGAACUGCGUUCCAGGCACCAUGGGAUACGCAAGCGUCCGAAGAUUCUCUCAAUGCAUUGAACGCGCAGCUUAACGAGACCGAGUUCAUCGCAUAUGAUGAAGCAUUCUUCGACUUGAUCGGUCCAGGUGUGUCUCUUGAACAUGUCCAAGAGAUGUCCCAGAUCAAUCACGAAGGCCCAUGUCUAACCCCUAACGGUGAACUAUUCUUCACAGAAUGGGGCCCGCCAGGAGGUGAUAAUGGUGUACACACAUUGCAAUACCUCCUCGAUACCAGGACCAACACUCUGCGCAACAUCAUGACCACCCCACCUCUGAUUAACCAUCACGGGUGCCACGCACGCGACGGCAAACUCUACGUCGUGAACGACGGUGGCGUUGCCGGGAACCUUGAUGCACCCGCUGAACUUGCCGUCAUCGACCCUCAAACCUGGGUCAAGACUUCACUACUGAAUCACUACUAUGAGCAACCAUUUGGGGCGCUGAAUGACAUUGCCAUGGACCCCGAAGGAAACUUUUACUUCACUGACAGCAAAUCUGGGUAUGGGAAAGCCGUCACUCCAUAUGCGCCCCCAACACGCCCACAGACGUAUUUCAUCAAUGGGACAACCCUCCGCCCGAAAGUCCUACAUGGGACAGAUCCAAGCACUGGAAAUACGAAUGGUGUGACAAUUUCGCCUGAUGGCAAGACGAUAUACAUGCAGGAAACAGGUGUAUCUGGGAGUCGACCAACGCGUCUCGAUCCAUACGCGCAGCGUAGUCUAUAUUCGUACGAUUUUUCUGUCUCUAAGAAGACAGGCAAGAAACUUCCUGUGCUAGAGAACAAGAGGUUAUUGAACGAGCCGCUUGCCUGGUACUAUGAUGGUAUUCAUGCGAGUAAGGAGGGGUAUCUGUUUGUGGGCGCGCGGGAGACGGUAGACGUAAUUGACCCGGAAACAGGACUUACAAUUGGAAGCAUUAGAAUGAAGGCUCCGAAUCUGGCGGUCAAUUUGGUGUUUGAGAAGAAUGGAAUUUGGAUUGUUGGAGUAGGGGGUGUGUUUCAUGUUAGCAAUGUCGCUGCAGAUCUGAUUUAGACAGAUAGAAAAAGAGGUGAGAUUGAAACGUCAGAAAGUAAUCGAUCUAUGCACAUCCGAGAAUUGUUAGUCUCGUGUUUAUAAGAGUUAUUGGGUGUUAACAACUUAAACGAUAGCACUAGCCAUGGA
This is a messenger RNA of Pseudovirgaria hyperparasitica, 1424 nucleotides long. RefSeq names its product AkeP protein. The annotation marks the transcript as partial. Lineage: Eukaryota; Fungi; Ascomycota; Dothideomycetes; Acrospermales; Acrospermaceae. The transcript is spliced from 2 exons. The record is from RefSeq and is a predicted model, not a curated record.